CCUGAGCACCCAACGUCUCAUUCCUCCACGGUCAACCCUGCCGGGAACAGCAGACACUGGUUUCGGUGAAGUUUAUAUUUAAAAAAAGUGUCAGUUUUUUAAAAAAGAUAUAUUUUUAAGUGAACGUUUUUGUCUCAAUAGCUUGACUCUUGUUCUAGUUUUGUUCAGGCAGCGAGGAAGCAAAGUUAUAACAGCGUAGCCCGGUCUCGCUAUAACAAAAGAAAAAAAACAUCACUUCUCCGACGAAAGUAAUACCUCACUACGCUCUAGUUAUGAGUCAUGUGGUCGUCGAUAAUCCACACGGUCUAGAUCAGCAGCUUGCUGCCCUAGACUUGAACUCUGUCGAAGGACAAGGCGGAGGAACUGGAAGACGUUACAUUCCACCUCACCUAAGAAACAAAGACGCGUCCAAAAAUGCAGGAAAUGCUUAUUCCGCUGGUAGACAGUGCGGUUAUUCAGUGGCACCAGUAAAUCUCUAUUCACCUGGAUGGGACAGUGGCCGCAGCAAUGGAUUUGUGAACGGUUAUCACGACAACCGCACAAACGGGGGCUAUGGAGGGCGUGGACCUCCACGCCAUGAUAGAGGUGGGCGCGGCGGCUUCCGUGGUAACGGGGGCGGAGGCUCCUUUAAUCAACCAUUUCAGAAUGCAGGAUUUGGUGGUUACGACAACAAAGACGGCAACUGGGGUGGACCGCCAAGGGAUGCUGCCUACAACAGUUUUGGAGGACGAUCUGAUCGAUCAAAGUCUGCCUACUUUAAUGAUCGCGGGGCUGGCUCAAGAGGAAGGUAUGAGCGUGGUGGCUAUGCUGGUGGAGGAAACAGCCGCUGGGUGGAGGAAUCCAGAGAUGAGGAUUGGUCCAAGCCAACUGCUCCUAAUGAACGUCUAGAACAUGAGCUUUUCUCUGGAAGCAAUACUGGGAUUAACUUUGAGAAGUAUGAUGAUAUUCCCGUGGAGGCCACUGGAAGCAACUGCCCACCCCACAUUGAAAGCUUCCAUGAUGUGGACAUGGGGGAAAUCAUCAUGGGCAACAUCACCCUGAGUCGCUACACGCGCCCUACUCCGGUCCAAAAGCACGCCAUUCCCAUUAUCAAGUCUAAGAGAGACCUCAUGGCCUGUGCCCAGACUGGAUCUGGAAAGACCGCUGCCUUCUUGCUCCCAGUGCUGAGUCAGAUCUACACUGAUGGGCCAGGAGAUGCUUUGCAGGCUGCCAAGAAUACUGGACAGGAGAAUGGAAGAUACGGCCGCCGUAAGCAGUACCCAAUUUCCCUCGUCUUGGCUCCCACCAGAGAGCUGGCUCUGCAGAUUUAUGAUGAGGCCAGAAAGUUUGCCUACCGCUCACGCGUUCGCCCUUGUGUGGUGUACGGUGGAGCUGACAUCGGUCAGCAAAUCCGGGAAUUGGAGAGAGGGUGCCACCUACUGGUAGCUACUCCUGGCCGCCUGGUGGACAUGAUGGAGAGGGGCAAGAUUGGUCUGGACUACUGCAACUACCUGGUGCUGGAUGAGGCAGACCGCAUGUUGGACAUGGGUUUUGAGCCACAGAUCAGACGCAUCGUGGAGCAAGACACAAUGCCACCGAAAGGCAUCCGUCAGACAAUGAUGUUCAGUGCCACCUUCCCUAAGGAGAUCCAGAUCCUGGCUCGUGAUUUCCUAGAGGACUACAUUUUUUUGGCUGUUGGUCGCGUUGGUUCCACCUCAGAGAACAUUACCCAGAAGGUGGUAUGGGUUGAGGAGACUGACAAGAGGUCCUUCCUCCUGGACCUGCUCAAUGCAACAGUUAUUCCCAAUGAGGUUCAGGAAAAUGGGACAGAGCCCACAGAAAUGCCAGGCAAAGACUCGUUGACGCUUGUCUUUGUGGAAACCAAGAAAGGUGCAGAUGCUUUGGAGGACUUCCUUUAUCACGAGGGCUACGACUGCACUAGCAUCCAUGGGGACAGAUCCCAGAGAGAUCGAGAGGAGGCGCUACAUCAGUUCCGCUCCGGACGCCGCCCCAUCCUGGUGGCUACUGCUGUGGCUGCUAGAGGUUUGGACAUCUCCAAUGUGAAGCAUGUCAUCAACUUUGAUCUGCCUAGUGACAUUGAAGAAUACGUUCACCGUAUUGGCCGUACGGGACGUGUGGGCAACCUUGGUCUGGCCACGUCGUUCUUUAACGACAAAAACAGCAACAUAACCAAAGACUUGUUGGACAUCUUGGUAGAGGCAAAGCAGGAGGUCCCCUCCUGGCUUGAGAGCCUCGCCUAUGAGCACCAGCACAAGAGCAGUAGCCGUGGCCGCUCCAAGAGGUUCUCUGGUGGUUUCGGUGCUCGGGACUACCGACAGACCCCAGGAGGAUCGGGAAGCUUUGGCAGCAAUCGCACAGGCCGAAACACGGGCAGCCAUGGAGGGAACCGUGGCUUUGGUGGCGGUGGCUUUGGAGGCAACUUCUACGACACUGGCUACGGUGGAAACUACAGCCACUCAGGAAGUGUGGACUGGUGGGGUAACUAGUCGCCAAAGGAGUAGGUUGCCAUACCAGCUCAAUGGAAAACCACAUGUUAACUUAAAAGCCAGACCAUAACAACCCUCUCUGUGUAGCGUCACUGUCACACAGUACAUUAGCAGCCCUGGUUCUGUGCCAGGUGCUUCUCUCCAAAAAAACAAAAAAAACACGAGUGCAGCGUGACGCUAAGGGAAAGUCACCAGCUUGCGCAUGUGUGCACGGCACCGGAGAGAGCAGACACCUCCCCACACCCACUGCGCCUCAGCGCAAGCAUGGAUGCUGCCAUGCACUGUCCGAUGGCAAACUCGGACCGGUAUUGUUAAGUCUUUUUAUGGCUCUACAAAGCAACCCUAAAAUGCAAAAACAACUCCUGAGGAUCAAUAGUAUGUUAACGUACUCUGCCUUUUUUAUUUUAAAAAGGAAAUUUGUAUUUUCAUUUCACCAGAUGAGGAAAAAUGGCCAAGAGCUAUAAUUUACUUUUUACUGUUUGGUUUAGUGGCAAAUAUUAAGGGAGGUUUAACAGAAGAGGAAAAAAAAAUCAAUGUAAUCCGUCAAACCUUGGCAAACACUAGGGUGUUGUGGCUCUUGAGUCAUGAUUCCAUUUGAACCUCAAAUUUUCUACCAAAAAACUGACGGGCCCACUGUGCCGCUUUGAAUUUUCUGUUGUAAUCCUACAUUUUUUGUUUGUGCUCACUCUAUCCUGGACUGGCUCCAUCUUUAAAAAAAGAAAAAAAAACAUUCUAAAUGAAGGCUGUGGUUGUUUUUGUAAUGACCAUUCCUCUUAAAGACGGCUCAGUGCCAACAGUCGCUGAGGUUUAAACAAAUAAUCAGUGCUGGAACUUGUUACUCCAGAGUUCCCCCCCCUUUCAAUUGACUUUACAGUGUUACGGCAGCUAGCGUGAUACCUAGCUACGGAAAAGUGGGUGUUUGGGGUUUUUUCCUCUCCGUUUUACUUGACAUUUUUGGUGCAGGUUUGUGCAACAAUUGGGGGGGGGAAAUACUGACAGUUUUUUUUGUUUUUGGAAAUUGCAUCCAAAUAACUUUUGAAGGUUCCAAAGUGGGCUGCAUAAAGGACCACAGCAUCGGGAGGGCAUAGCGUGGCGCCGACUUAAACCCACCACAGCGGUCCGCAAUGGUAUUCCACGCGUGCAAGUGUUAUGUUUUUUUGGUCAAGGUGAAAGGAUAUGUUAACUUGAGUCGCAGGCUUAACUUAAUCAACAGGAUUUUUUUUGUUUUGUUUUGGUUUUUUUUCAAGCUGCGUUUAGGUGGGGAGGGACAGGCUAGGAUUUCUUGAGGUUUAUCAUUCAAUGAUUGGAGGGAUGGAGCGGGGCUAAGUGGAACAUAGGUAGUAAAUGUCGGGCGUAGUUGUCACUGGCGUUAACUACUGGUGGGGGAGGGGGUCAUUUCAAGUACUGUCAGGUGUCAAUGCAUGGACUGGUCAAGCCAGACUAAUGCUUGGAUUUUCUCAUCAGGUGUGUUGUGCCUUGAAACCCUUCUUUUUUUUCCCAAGGAAAAAAAGAUGCACUGAUCAUGUUGAGAACCUAAGGUGGAAUGGUGCUACUUGAUUUUGGGGCGUUUAGACCCUCGUGUGUUGUGCCCAUCGAGUUUUACUAAAGUUCUUUUAUUGCACAUCCAGAGUUUUAUAUAGCGUGUCUGGCAUAUGUGUCCUUAAGCUUCCAAAUAGUGUGUUUGUGUGUGUGUGUGUGAGAGAGAGAGGAGAUUGAUUGUGGUUGGGAGAGUUAAAAAAAAAAAACUACAAUAAAACGCAGCUUGUUUACAAAAGGGGAAGGUUUCUUAACAUUAAAACCAGGAUUUAUUUGGGACCAGAGGGAUUUAGCAGUCGGGAGGGGGGAAUUUAGCCAUUUGCACAGAUUUCUAGAUUCUACUUUUUGCUGCUAGUUUUGUGUAAUUUAUUAAGCAUUUUUGACAAAUAUUUAUUUUUGUAAGCCUCAAAGUGAUUCUUUGAAAGUUUCAGAAAACUUGACCAAAAGACAAUAAAAAAAAAAAUAACGCAAAAAAACACUGGCACUUGAAUGUUGAAUGUCACCCUGUAUGCGUGAAAUUUAUAUAUUUCGGGGUAGUGUGAGCUUUUUAAUGUUAAGAUACAUCGGACUCAGUACCUAAUAUGAUGAUGACGACUAUAAUAUCCACAGCUGUUUUCAGGGCCUCCGCGGGGGCCAGUCAUCGGAUUAAAAAUCUCCUAAUUGGUCUGCAGAAAUUUGCAAAUGGAAUGGAACCAAAAACAUGCCAAGGUUUGGAAUCAAGCUGUUAAAAGAGCAAACUAAUUUCCUAAGCGUCGCGCAGAAGUGUUCCGAUUUUUCUUCUAUUGUGUGCAUAAUUGUUCCUACUCUGAUUUGGUCUGAUUCUUUUUCUCCAGUGAAUGUCUGGCACAUGGCAAUCCUAAAAGAAAUGAACAUGUGGUUUAUUGUCAUUGUUGUAUUUGCAUAUUACUACAACUCUGGAGUUCUCAGUGGCUUGUAAGGCGGAGCUCACCAAGCCACUGUGGAAUUCCGGAGCUCUUUAGAUGUAGACUCUUUUGCUUUUUUUUUUUGUAUUAGCUUCCAGGCUAAUGCGCAGCUUUGGGGGAACUCGGCUGCACAGUUGUGAUUUUAUCAGAAUAAAAAUGUUUGAAUGCAAACUUUAUCUGGACGAAAACAAAAAGUCCAUUAUGUUUACUGGAGUCGUGAAAGCAAGAGAUGCCUGUAGCAAAGCAGCCCCAAAAAACGGGCAGCAAACAUUCUAAUUGGUAUCAGUUCAUCGGAUGGGCUUAAUUUCUUCUGAAGAAAAUAUAUAAAGAUCUCAUUUGUAAAUGC
Molecule: messenger RNA, 5291 nt
Organism: Doryrhamphus excisus (bluestripe pipefish)
Lineage: Eukaryota; Metazoa; Chordata; Actinopteri; Syngnathiformes; Syngnathidae
Source: RefSeq, a predicted model, not a curated record